This is a messenger RNA of Coturnix japonica (Japanese quail), 1664 nucleotides long. RefSeq names its product KRR1 small subunit processome component (gene KRR1). The record is from RefSeq and is a predicted model, not a curated record. Lineage: Eukaryota; Metazoa; Chordata; Aves; Galliformes; Phasianidae. Gene Ontology annotation, cellular component: small-subunit processome; nucleolus. Gene Ontology annotation, molecular function: RNA binding.
CCGCGAUGCCCCGGUUCCGCUUCCGGUGUCGGGCGGAAGUUGUGUGAGCACAGUAAGCAUGGCGGCUCCUGAGGCGGAGGGGGAGAAAGCGCGGCGUCCCGGCAAGAAGAAAGCGGCCAAAGCAGUCGAUGAGUCCGAACUGCUCACUGUGCCGGAUGGAUGGAAGGAACCAGCGUUUACCAGGGAGGACAAUCCCAGAGGGCUGCUGGAGGAAAGCAGCUUUGCAACGUUAUUCCCCAAGUACAGAGAAGCCUAUUUGAAGGAGUGCUGGCCGCUUGUCCAGAAGGCCCUGAGUGAGCAUUAUGUGAAUGCAACGCUGGAUCUAAUUGAAGGAAGCAUGACGGUCACGACUACUAAGAAGACUUUUGAUCCGUAUGCGAUCAUCAGGGCUAGAGAUUUAAUAAAACUUCUGGCAAGAAGCGUUCCAUUUGAACAGGCAGUUCGUAUUCUUCAGGACGAUGUUGCGUGUGACAUCAUUAAAAUCGGUUCCCUAGUGAGGAACAGAGAAAGUUUUGUAAAAAGAAGAGGACGACUUCUUGGGCCCAAAGGAUCUACUCUGAAGGCCCUGGAGCUGUUAACCAACUGUUAUAUUAUGGUUCAAGGCAACACUGUUUCAGCUCUUGGACCUUUCAGUGGGCUAAAAGAGGUUAGGAAGGUUGUUCUGGACACAAUGAAGAAUAUACAUCCCAUAUAUAACAUUAAGACUUUGAUGAUCAAACGUGAAUUAUCAAAAGAUCCUGAACUGAGGACACAGAAUUGGGAAAGAUUUUUGCCUAAGUUCAAGAAGAAGAACUUGAAAAAACGCAAGGAGCCAAAGAAGAAAAAUGUUAAGAAGGAGUACACACCAUUCCCACCUCCACAGCCAGAAAGCCAGAUUGAUAAAGAAUUGGCAAGUGGUGAAUACUUCUUGAAAGAAAGCCAGAAGAAACGAAAGCGAGUGGAAGAAAUAAAGGCAAAGCAAGCUGAUGCAGUCAAGAAAAGACAAGAAGAAAGAAAUAAAGCUUUUAUCCCACCAAAGGAAAAGCCAGCUGUGAAAGCAAAGAAAGCUUCUACUGAGAAAAAAAUUGAUAUUGAAGCCAUCAAGGAGAAAGUAAAGAACGCAAAGAAGAAGAAAUUAGGAGCGCUUCCUAUGGAAGAAGUCAAGUUAAAAAUGGCAGCAGAUGAAAAGAAGAAAAAAAGGAAGAAGUAAUUCACUGCUCAUUCUGCUCAAUUUUCUCCUACAAUAAUGAAUGUUCUCACACUUGGAAAAACCAAGACUUGGAGGAAACUUCUUGCUGUCAAUGUAGUGUGGAUGAGAAAUUACUAGGCAGAAAGAUGGUUCUCUUUUCACAAGCCCAUUUUAACAAAUGGACCUGGAGCAGCUAUGCAGAAUUGUCAAAGUUGGUGAACAAAAUCUGCUCUCUCAUACCUUUUGAGUACAUUUGGAUAACACCUGUCUGCUUCGAGGACAUUUCAUAUUAGAAACAUUUAGAAGUUUGAUGCAGAAUGUGAAAGGGUAAAGGUUGGAGAACUCAGUGGGAGUUAAAUGGAAAUCUUCUAUGAAAGACUACCAAAGAACUGUCAAGAUGGGCAAGAUUUAUUACUUUUAUUAUGCUUUUACUUCUGUAAAAGCAGGGGGUUUUUUGUGUGUCUUGUCUUGAUGUCAAUAAACUGUUUUAAUAUAU